This is a messenger RNA of Helianthus annuus (common sunflower), 3238 nucleotides long. RefSeq lists its product as uncharacterized. Bases 267 to 1784 code for a protein of 505 amino acids. The transcript is spliced from 6 exons. Gene Ontology annotation, molecular function: DNA binding. The record is from RefSeq and is a predicted model, not a curated record. NCBI's taxonomy places the organism in Eukaryota, Viridiplantae, Streptophyta, Magnoliopsida, Asterales, Asteraceae.
AUGUUAUUAUUAGAACCGUUAUAUUAUGAUAUGUACUCGUUAUAUUAGAUAGGAUGAUAUGCGGAUAAGUGAUAAGCGGGUGAUCAAACCGUCAUGGCAGUUACCCGCCUAAAUUUAACCGCCAAAUUGUAUGUUUAAAUAUCGUUUUACCGGGAACUACCCGGGGUUACCAAGACAAUUUUAUAUGCCAUAGAAUUGUCCUCUCAAUCCUUUAUUUUUCUUGUUUGUAAACUCAAUUUCCUUGUUGCUGUUUGAUAUCCAUUAAAAUGUCUGUUUUCCAUUCGAUCAAUUCCGCUGCAAGUGAUAUUGGAAAUCCAGUUAUUCACCAUGAUGUUAAUUCGGAUUUCCAACAUAGUGGUAUCAGAGCCACUCAUGGAAAACAAACCGAAAUCAUUGAAACCUCUACCACUCUUCCUUGUCAACAUUGCACCGAUGAAAUUAAUGAAAGGAACAAGCGAAUUCCACGUGUUCGCCUGUGUUAUUAUUGUCACUUACCAGGCCAUCAGAUUUACAACUGUAUGGCGAAAGAUAAUGAUGAAACAUCCCAACUGUUAAAGCAGGCCAUCAAUGUUGGGAUCAGACGGAAAGAAGAAGAUGUUCACUGCAAAGAUGAGAUGAUUGUCACCGGCACUGAAGGCGGACAAUGGGCAGGAAUAUGGUAUGUUAAUCCGACGUUCAACCAUCAUUUUUCUGGCAAUAUAAAUGUUUUCAAAAGGGUGAAACACAUGAUGGGUGUAGAGACAAGAUCGGGUAUGAACAAUUUUCUGUUUAUAAGAGGAGUAGGGUCGGUUGAUUUGAAAACAGGGAAUGAAACGCUGAACAUUCAAAGUGUAUAUUAUUCACCGGAAAUUGAUCGUAAUGUCUUAAGCCUUGAUCAACUUACAUUACAAGGUUUUACGGUCAAAAGAUCCGGUGAUAAAUGUAAGAUAUAUCCCAUGUUUUCAACCCCGGUAAUAAACUCAAUAAACGAUAAAACUGGUUUAACGAAGGAGGAAGAAUUGAGUGCAAAUGAGAAACGAAGACUGCAGGAACUGGGAACUGUAGACGAACAAUUCAAAGCCGAAUAUCUGAAUUCUUAUUUUGAGACACUAAAUGUUUCGAAUGAGAAUGAACUUGACUGGAAUUUACUUAUCUUGAAGGCAUUAGAAUUUAAUGAAUUUGCAGAUUGCAAAGCAUUAAUAGAUAUGCUAGAUGAUAGGGAAUAUGUUUUCAAGUACAAAUUAGAUCUGGAAAAGAAGUUUGAAGAAAUGGUUCGUUGGUUCUUGAGUGUAUACAUGGGAGUAACGUCCAGGCCAAUCCCUCCUUAUUCUCCGAACCAAAGGAAGAUUGACUUGUUAAGUCUGUUUAUCUUGGUCAUAAGAGAUGGAGGAUACCGAGAGAUUACUACUGACAACACAUGGCCGAUCAUCGCUAAAGACUUGGGAUUUGAAUAUCAAGAUGGAGACUACAUAAGGAUUAUAUACGCCAUGUAUCUCGACGUUCUGGAAUACUACUACAAGUUCAAGUCAGUCCAAGAGGAAGUUCAUGUAAAGGAAAUGAUGAAUGAUGCAGCAGAAGUCAAAGGGGGUCAUCACAGGAGAACCAAAAGUGCAGAAGAUGCAGCAGUUCAAGAUCAAGGCAAUGGAGAUACAACACAUUAUGCAUUAUUUACUCGGAAGGGCAGUGUGGAUGACUGGAACGUUCACAAAAGGAGGAAACGUUUUAACUUUGAUCACGUCAGGAAGGCUGUGGAUGAUGCUAAUCGCAGUGUCAUGGAACACAGUUAUAACAUAACCAAAGUUUAAGGGGGUUGUGUUAGAAAUAUCAAAUUAUUAAACUUAGUUAUGUUAUUAUUAGAACCGUUAUAUUAUGAUAUGUACUCGUUAUAUUAGAUAGGAUGAUAUGCGGAUAAGUGAUAAGCGGGUGAUCAAACCGUCAUGGCAGUUACCCGCCUAAAUUUAACCGCCAAAUCACUACUAGAAAAUUAAGCAAUUGUCACCAAAGUUUUGCCACCGAAAAAAAAGAAGGUAGCAAUCUAGCAAAUUAAGCGUGCUUAUAGGAUAUGGUAGCUAAGUGGUUGCAAAUUUUGCCACCAUUUAUUUCACAUCACAAAUUCGUGGGAAACUUAUUUAAAUUUGGCCUUAAAAUCGUGCCUAACGAAAUUGGUGGGCCAGAUUUUCGUAAUUGUGACCAGGGAAGCGGUAGCAACAUUAUAAUUCAAUUUAAGGGUUGAAUUGCCACCGUAUUAGUGACCAUGUAAUUUGAGCGGGAUUAUUUUUACUUUUAGGGCGCCAUAUAUUAUCUAUAAUUAACUCACAUAACUGGCCUCUUCCGUAAUUAGGGUUUUCCAUCAAAUGAAUCGAAGAACUGGAACUUUGCAGAAGUUGCUACUGCAGGAUUGAGGUUCUGUUUGUGCUUUUGACAGCCGGAGUUUUUUUCAUAAGAAAGACCUUUUAGAGUGUCAUGAUCAUGUGGAAAACCGGGCCCGAGCUGGAACUGCGACAACCCGUGCUGCGUGACGCCGGUUCUGAUCACGAGCCCGGUUGGCAAAACAGUAGCCGACAUGAUCAGGUUGGGUCAAUUCGGGUCAGAUGAAGCUAUUAGAUGUUGUCACGAUUGCUUAUCGGCUCUAUCGACAGCUGGCACUGCUGGCAUUAGAUAUGGCGACAUUAGACCCGAAAAGGCGAAAACAGUAAGGUGUUCAAGCAAGAGGGUUCAUAUUUGGUCCUCCUAUUGCAUUGGCUCUUGGCGAGAAAUUUGUUCCCAUCAGAAAACCCAACAGCGGCUCCAAUGGCAGGACUGCUAAUUGUGUGUUAUAGAAAGAAGAAGCCAAAACAUGGGCUAACUUAAUAUGCUAUUAUUAAUAAAGGAAAAGUGUACGGGUUAGGCAAUGAUAGUGACACGUGUGUACAUAGCAGAGAAGACCCUGAGAUUGAAAAGUUGAACUUAGUUAUCAAGGAGCUCGUUAAGGAAAAAGAUGAAGAAAAAGAUGAAGAAAAAGAAACGUUCAAUGGAAUUAUUGCGGCGUUGUUGGCUGACAAAGAAAAAGAUAAGGGGGAUAAAGAUGCGUUGCUUGAUAGGAUGUCACAAAUUGAAGCUAUGUUAACAACUGCAGUUCGAAGAUAGGCUAUAAACACUUGGUUUUGAAUGUUUAUAUGUUUAAUCUUAUUAGGAUAAUUUUAGUUAGUUUAUAUUUUAGUUGGUAUUUUUUAUAUGCUUUUGAAAACAAGAUAUUUUAUAUAAUUUUGGGAUUUUAUUA